Molecule: messenger RNA, 3737 nt
Organism: Hypomesus transpacificus
Lineage: Eukaryota; Metazoa; Chordata; Actinopteri; Osmeriformes; Osmeridae
Gene: rnf216
Product: ring finger protein 216
Exons: 17
Coding region: 174-3485 (1103 amino acids)
Source: RefSeq, a predicted model, not a curated record
AUCCGGACACAUUCUCUUGUUUUGGCAGUUUUGUUUCGAGGUCCGGUGAUUAUCAGUCGAUCAAGAAAACGUAUAUGGGCAAGUGACGAUUUAUUAUAGUCCGAAAGGGGAUGUUGGUGACGUGAGUGUUGGGUAGAGAGAGGAUCCGCAGGUGGACUCAGGGAGCCUGUAAAAUGGCAAAUGGAGAAGAUGACGAUGUUAUUCACCUGGCCAGCUUCAACCUUCACCGUAGCCAAGGCCGGAGGGCCCGGAGACGAGCCUUCAUCACCAUCUCAGACGACUCUGACGAGGAGGCGCUGGUGCUGGUGCAGAGCGGGCGUGUGCUGGUCCCAGACGAGCCUGACGAUGAUGUCAGGAUCCUGGAGCCCAGCAUGGCUCCAGUGAGAAGGCGUAUGAUUCGCCCAGCUGCAUCGUGGACCAGGUCCUCAGGACAUGACCGACCAAUCAGUGGGCGGAGGGAUGUCACUGAGCAAAGUACUGCAAGCUCCGGAGCCACGCCUGCAGUGACCCCUCCAACCCCCCCACUCUCCAGAGACGCACAGACCAACACCACCCAAAUCAGACCUCUGAUCCGAGCUCAGACCCUGCCCCAACCUAUACCCUCCACAUCCACCAACCCUCAGCCUGUACCCUCCACAUCCACCAACCCUCAGCCUGUACCCUCCACAUCCACCAACCCUCAGCCUGUACCCUCCACAUCCACCAACCCUCAGCUUGUACCCUCCACAUCCACCAACCCUCAGCUUGUACCCUCCACAUCCACCAACCCUCAGCCUGUACCCUCCACAUCCACCAACCCUCAGCUUGUACCCUCCACAUCCACCAACCCUCAGCCUGUACCCUCCACAUCCACCAACCCUCAGCUUGUACCCUCCACAUCCACCAACCCUCAGCCUGUACCCUCCACAUCCACCAACCCUCAGCUUGUACCCUCCACAUCCACCAACCCUCAGCUUGUACCCUCCACAUCCACCAACCCUCAGCUUGUACCCUCCACAUCCACCAACCCUCAGCCUGUACCCUCCACAUCCACCCAGCCUCUGACUGCACCUCCCACGGAAGCAGUGGUAUUGACAGAGACCCAGCCUAGCCCCCUCUCCCACCCCCGACCCAGACAAGUUCUACAGCAGGCUCGGUUAAUCUGGGGUCCUCAGGUCCAUCUCAGAGCCCAGGCCCCUGUCCAGGCUCCCCUGGCGGAGCCCCAAGUCGUGGCCAGACCCCAAGCCCUGCAACUCAGGCCCCCCCUCCAGCCAUGCCCUGCCCCCCAGCCCAGACCCCAGGGACCCAGACCCAGCGCUGCGAUGGCACCGACUGUGCUGAUUGCAGCUGCUCCAGAGCGACUUGGACCCCCAGAAACCGGCCAUCGGAUUACCCUGGGCAGCCAGGCUGCAGCAGGGACACAGCCCAACCCUAACACCCAGGACAGAGCUCCCCAGUGGGGACAGAUGCAGGGGGCACCUCCCCUGGAGCCUCAGGUGCUGGUGGUCUACCAGCCAGUGCCAAACCUUGACCCAGUAGCCACUGUUUCCAAUUCAGAAGGGGCAAACCCUGGGGUGCAACCUAACGCCCCAGCCCUGGCCUUAGGCCCAGCCUUAACCCUAGCCCCUAAUGCCCCUGCCUUAGUCCCAGCCCCCAACCCUCCAGCUCCAGCAGCCUUACCCAGGCUGGAGGAGGAGAGGCCAGGGCCCUCAGCACCACGGUGGGGCCAGGGGGAGGAGAGGCCAGUGCCUCCACAUGUCAGAGCUCUGGUCCAGGGGGUGUUGGACCUGCUCCCUGAUGUCCAGGAGAACUACGUAGCAGAGUUGAUCCUGCAGAACGAUAUCAAAGAUUUGAAUGUUGUGUGUAACAUGCUCCUGGAGAACCCAGGAUAUCCUCAGAGAGAAAGCACUGCAUCUUCUCAGAGCAGCAUCCUUCUGGAAGCCAGCAACACAGACACACAGGUGAGUGAGGACCUGUUUGACUACUCCAGGCUGGGGCCUGUGGGGCCUGAGACCCUCAUGCAGGCUGCUGACUUGCUCAUGGGAGACUUCAGAAUGCUCAGCUGCAUCGACAUCAAGUGGGCGCUCAACGCUCUCAAGGGACACUAUGCACUCACACGCAAGGCCUUAUGUGAAGCCCUGAAGAAGUGGCAGGAAGUAGCAGACCCCUCAGGGAAGAAGCGCAGGAGAAGAGACUCCUCAGAGCGCUGCUACAUUGACUUCCUGUUUGAACAUGGCUCAGCUAAGUUCUCCAAGAGGAUGUUCUUCCUGGAGAAGGAUCGGCGAGGCUGCAGAACCUUUAGUACUGCUCUAGAACCUUCUCUGCAGAAGGAGGUCUCCUUCUACCAGCAGAAGACCAAGGAACAAGCAGAGCAUGAGGACUUCCUCUUGGCUCUGCAAGUGAAUGAAGAGCAGUACGAGAAGGACGGCCAGCUGAUCGAGUGUGGCUGCUGCUGUGGAGAGUUUGCGUUUGAGAAGAUGACCCAGUGCUCAGACGGCCAUCUGUUCUGUAAAGAGUGUCUGGUCAAGUACGCUCAGGAGGCUGUGUUCGGCUCUGGAAGGUUGGAGCUGAGCUGCAUGGAGGGGGGCUGUCCCUGCUCCUUCCCCGUGUGUGAACUGGAGAAGGUCCUGCCAGAGAGCAUUCUGGGUAAAUACUACGAGAGACAGGCUGAGGAGGCCGUAGCUGCAACCUGCGCUGACGAGCUAGUACGGUGUCCGUCCUGUCACUUCCCAGCCCUGCUGGACCCUGGCGUGUCUCUGUUCAGCUGUCCCAACCCUCGCUGCAGGAAGGAGAGCUGCAGGAAGUGUCAUGUGCAGUGGAAGCAGCAUGUGGGGAAGUCAUGUGACCAGGUCCUGGAGAGGGAUGAGAUACGCAUGCGGGUGCUCUUUGAGGAGCGCAUGACCGCGGCCCGGGUCAGGAAGUGUGUGAAGUGUGGGACAGGGCUGGUCAAGUCGGAGGGCUGUAACAGGAUGUGGUGUCGCUGCGGUAGCUUCAUGUGCUACCUGUGUCGGGAGCCCAUCUGUGGCUACAACCACUUCUGCCAACACGCCCGCUCCCCUGGCGCCCCCUGCAGGCAGUGCCGCAAGUGCUCCCUCUGGACGGACCCAACGCAAGAUGAUGAGCGCAUCAUUCAGGAGAUCCAGAAGGAGGGAGAGACAGAACUUAACAAGAAGAGUGCAGAGAACUCAGCAAAGAGAGUCGGCCCACCGGCUGCCAAGCAACCACGGAUUGGCCCUCCUGUCCAGAUCGGCCCCGCCCCUCCCCUCCCCCCAGCAGUUCGAGCUCCCCUAUUGGUGCCCCCCCAGGUGGUGCCCCCGCAGGUGGUGCCCCCCCAGGUGGUGCCCCCCCAGGUCCUCCCUCCAGCCCCACCCCAGGCCCGGCUGCUGAUCCCCCUGUACGUUCCCCCCAACCCCCACCUGCGCCCCUUCAACUACAACAUCAACAACAACGUGGAGUUGAACCUGCCCAUGCACUAUGGGCCCCCCCAGUACUACAGACGCUUCUAGCACGCACACACUGCCUUGUACAGAGGCAGGUCUCUGUCUCUACUCUGGAGAACCCUUCAGUUUUCUUUUUCUACUCUUCUGUUGGUGGGCUGAACUCUGCACGUUCUGAGAAGCCCUGAGGGUUAGCAGCCAAACAGACCUCUUUACUGGAAUAAAGAUAUUUUUGAUUCAUACAAUACAAUUUCACAAAAUUGUUCUGUGUAAAAAUGAGAGUGCUGUUUCUGCUUAAUAAACGUUCUUGUUUCCACACUU